AUGAAAAUCCUCAUCACAGGAGCCGGCGGCUUCAUCGGGCAGUUCCUCGCCCGAGAACUGCUGUCCAACCCGGACAACAAAGUGGUGUUGACAGACAUCUUCGACGUGCCGGUGCCCAAGGGGGCGAAACACCCCGAGAAUGCCACCACCGUCAAGGCGGACCUCUUGAAGGACCGAAGCGUGGUCACGCCGGACCUGGACGCCGCGUACAUCUUCCACGGCAUCAUGUCGGCCGGUUCGGAAGCCAACUUCGACCUGGGCAUGAGCGUCAACCUGGAAUCGACGCGCCUGCUGCUCGAGACGAUCCGCCAAGUCCGCCCGGGCCUGCGCGUCAUCUACUCGUCCAGCGGCGCGGUCUACGGACGGCCUUUACCGGCUGUGAUCACCGAAGAUGUGCUGCCCACGCCCGAGGGCUCGUACGGGGCCGCGAAAUUCAUGUGCGAGAUCCUCAUCAACGACAUGACGCGCAAGGGCUUCAUCGACGCCUUCUGCAUCCGCUUCCCCACCGUGACCGUGCGGCCGGGCAAGCCCGCGCCCGCGGCGUCGGCGUUCAUCUCGGGCAUCAUCCGCGAGCCGCUGGCGGGCAAGGAGUGCGUGCUGCCCGUCAAGGACCGGGCGUUCCCUUCGCACGUCACGUCCCCUAAAACCUUGAUCCACAAUCUGGUCUACUGUCUCAGUUUGCCGUCGGACGCGCUGCCCUCGCACAAGCGGGUGAUCAACGCGCCCGGCCACGUCGUGACCAUCCAGGACAUGAUGGACGCGCUGGCAAAGGUCGGGGGCGAGGAUAAGCUGCAGUACGUUCGGGAGGAGCAUGACGAGCCCAUCGCCAAGAUCCUGUAUACCUGGGCGGUCACGUAUGAUAACUCGCUGGCCUAUAAGCUGGGGUUCAAGAAGCCCGACAGCUUCGAGCAGUCGGUGAGGGAGCAUAUCGAGUAUAUGGAGGAGCAGGAGAAAUUGGCAUAA
Messenger RNA from Cladophialophora yegresii CBS 114405, 963 nucleotides. RefSeq names its product alcohol dehydrogenase. The coding region runs from base 1 to 963 and encodes 320 amino acids. Lineage: Eukaryota; Fungi; Ascomycota; Eurotiomycetes; Chaetothyriales; Herpotrichiellaceae. The transcript has a single exon. The record is from RefSeq and is a predicted model, not a curated record.